AUGUCAAGUAGAAUUCAAUUAAAAAAUGCAAUUGUUUAUGAUAAUGUUAAUUCGGGUAUUCGAUGUGUUACAGUUAUUAAUUCAUUAUCUGGUGUAACUAAUGGUAUAAUCCUUUCACCUGAUGCUCUUACAUCAAGUGCAUGUACAUCAACACUAAAUUUUCAUAAUGCAAUAACAUGUCCGUCAUUAUUGGAUACAUGGAUUCGAUCUGCAUUUAAUAAAACUAAUUUAGAACAAAAUGGUGAAGUUUUAAAUGUUUAUGAUACAUCAAAUCGUCAUACAGUUGUACUUUAUCUUCAUAAACGAUUUACACAUUCUAAUAUUUAUAUGAUGAAUUUAUUAGCUGGACAAACUUAUUUAUGUCAAUUUCAAAAUACUAAUAGUUCUAUUAAUAUAUUUUAUUUAGGUGUUGCUUAUGAUUUGGCACCUGGUAAUUAUCUUAUUAUUCGUCAUAAUGUUAAUUAUAUGCCUGAUCGUUAUAACGAUUAUCAGGAAGAACGUACUGGUUAUCAAUUGAAAAGAAAAGCUGGUUUUCAUCUCAGUGGAGUAGAACGUGGUCGUCAUAAUUUUACUUCUGAGUCUCUUUCAUUCAUGCGUCCGGUUUAUAAAAAAGCAGUUGAAAAAAUCAUUGAAGAUGAAGAAAACCGUGAUCCAACGUCAUCAACAACUGUCGAAAAUGACGACGAUAACCAAUAUUAUGGUGAACCUGUACCAGAACUUGCAACAGCAAAUGAUAAUACAAAUAGUUACCCAUGUGUUCGAAUGCGAUCGCACUGUGACCCUAGUAAUAACUUGCAAGAUAAUACUGAAAUUAUUGUUAAUGUUGAUGCAGAUAAUAAUGGUAAUGUUGAUCGUAUAUCUGAUUCUAGUCCUCGAUUAAAUCGAGCUAUUAGUGAUCAAUAA
Molecule: messenger RNA, 903 nt
Organism: Rotaria sordida
Lineage: Eukaryota; Metazoa; Rotifera; Eurotatoria; Philodinida; Philodinidae
Source: the annotation of a GenBank genome assembly